AUGGCAAGCCACUACACUCAUAUCACGGACGAGCAGGCGGAGAUGAUUCGCAACGCUCCUGUAUUCUUCGUGGGCACGGCAGAUUUCGGUGAGGAAUCGAACAAUAGAAUUGACGCGGUUAAUGUCUCGCCCAAGGGCGGCGUGCCGCUGCACAUGAUUAGCCCGAAUCACGUGGCAUACCUCGACUACACCGGCAGCGGCAACGAGACUGCGCGCCAUUCGGAAACGGGAAGCCCCGUAACCGUAAUGGUGUGUGCCUUCGAGGAAGGAAACGCGGGCAUAGUGCGCCUCUACGGUCGCGCGCGCUCAAUGCCCCUUGACGACUCGCCUCUCGUUGACAUGCUUCUGGAGCAGCCCGCCGAUGAGAUCGCUUUGCCGAUGCGACAAGUCAUUGAUAUUGAGAUAGAGAAGACGAGCACAAGCUGCGGGUACGGCGUCCCGGUGAUGUCCUUCGAGCGCGAGCGCACCGUCGGCGACAGGGGCCGCCUCUACAAGGGAGCGCCGGUGCCGCAGCGGGCGUAA
Messenger RNA from Geodia barretti, 522 nucleotides. Lineage: Eukaryota; Metazoa; Porifera; Demospongiae; Tetractinellida; Geodiidae. The record is from the annotation of a GenBank genome assembly.